This is a messenger RNA of Hevea brasiliensis (rubber tree), 4958 nucleotides long. Its product is annotated as helicase-like transcription factor CHR28. NCBI's taxonomy places the organism in Eukaryota, Viridiplantae, Streptophyta, Magnoliopsida, Malpighiales, Euphorbiaceae. The coding region runs from base 533 to 4636 and encodes 1367 amino acids. The transcript is spliced from 12 exons. The record is from RefSeq and is a predicted model, not a curated record. Gene Ontology annotation, molecular function: ATP binding; ATP-dependent chromatin remodeler activity; metal ion binding.
UAUUCACUGUCGACUUGUUUUCUGGUCAUACAUUCUCAAUCCUUGGAUCAAAUCGUUGAUGCUGAUCCAACGACUGAGGUUUUAAGUCAAAGGAACCCUGCAUAAACGACAUAACGUACGAGUUCGACCUCUCCCCUAGUCCCCUGCUGAAUGCUAGCCAAUCCAUUCAUAUUUAAACCAGCGCCAUCCAUGCCACAUUAUUCACCACUGGCUGCUUUUAAAUCUAUAAACAUACAACGCUCUUUUUCUUUAUUUCUCGUGUUUGUUUUCCAGCAAGAAAAAAAAAAACGUAGAAUCUUACACACAAAAUAGAAAGAAAAAUCACGAGAAAGUUCUUUGAUAUUUCGCUCUAAAAUUGUAUUAUUUUGGCUGUUUUCGGUUGACGAUGUGCAGUUUCUGAUAUUUGGAUCGAAGAGUCUUGAUUUGAAUUUUACAGUAGUGAAGAGUUUUGGUUAGGGUUGGGGCUUGUUUAAUUGGCUGGUUCUUUCUUUUUGGCUUUUUCGGUUUGAUUUGGGUGUUGGAGUUUCAUUUGAUGAUGAUUAUGGCCGAUGGUGGUUCGGGGCCUUGGCCUUGUGGUGAUAUCAGUGGCGUUGACGAGGUUGAUGGCGGCAAUAGCGGUGGGAAUUUGGAAUUGACAAUGGAUAUGGAUGACUUCUUACAUAUUCUUGAAGAACCUGGUGAUCCUUCUCAGAGUAGUCCCGAAGAAUUUUCAUCUAAGAACUUGAAAAAUGAGUCGGCUACUGAUGUUGAUGUUGGCAACCACAAGAACUUUCAGCUUCAAAGUGGUUUUCAGAUGUUAAACGGACGACAUGCAUUAGAAUCUGAGUCCAUAAAUCCAGCUACAUUUUACCCUUCACACAAUCCAGAAGCUUCAGAUGCUAGGAUUCGAGGUUCAUUUGGUUCCUUUGAUCAUGCGGGGAUUUCUGCCAUGGCCUUUAAUCAUGUGACACUGGAUCCCUCAUCACAAAUUAGCUCUCCUAUGCAUGCCUGCCCCGUAAGUCCCAAAGAGUGGUGUUGUCCAUGUAGCAGGGAUCAAGGAGAAGGGAGGGUUGGUGUAUUGCAGCCUGAGAUUCCAAGUUGUAAUGCUUCACAUGGCCUUUAUAUGAAUACUUCACAUGAGAAGUUUGGACACAGUGGUGCUUUUAUUGAAAAACCUGAAAUUGAUUUAUAUAGAUCUAUGGAUAUGUCAUUUGUGGAUGCUGAUGUUUCUUCGCAUAAUCUAGUUUCUUCUCAGUCUACCUUUUGUCAUCAUUCUGAUGAUAAUACUGAAUUAGGUGCCCAUUUUCCAGCCAUGCAAUUUGGUGUCAAUGCUGAUAAUACAUUUUUUCUUGAUUCACCAGAGUGUUAUUUUGUUGAAGAUUUCAGUUUUGAAUUAUUGCCUAGCAAUGAAGUAAUUACAACUAACAAAAACGAUGAAAUCAGGGAGUUUCAAACUGAGAGUUCAUGCUCUGUUUCUGAGAUUUCAGUGAUUGAUUACUCUGAUGUCAAGGGACUGAAUUUUAAAAGUGAAGCUGCUAACUGUAUAUCACGUAUCAGCAGUAGUUUUUCAUCUAAUACAGAUGAUAGAUUUGUUGAUAACAAGUCAUCAGGAGUACCAUUCAGUUGUAUUCAGUCAACCAUCUGCAAGAAGCAACUGGCUGCCGUAGAGGAUGGAAAAAUUGAUGAAGUGGUAGCAUGUAGGAGCAUGAUAAGCCAUUCCGAUGAAAUAUCUAAUGAAGCUGUCAAUAGAAAGUUUUCUUGUAGUGAUGAAAGUGGUCUUUUUGUUGAUGAAGAGUCAAAGCAAUCAUCUUCUGGUGUUUCUUCUUCUGUGUGGAGCCAGAAUCAUUUUAUCUACGUUAAUGAUGAGAAAGGAGACGUAAAUGUUGCAUCUAUGAGAGCUCAAUUUGAUGGAAUUGCUGGUAAAAUUCCCCUUGGUGCACAUUUGAAAUUAAAUGCUUCAGACCAUUAUUUUUCACAUGUUGAGGAACCUAAUGUGAACAAGCAGCUGAGUUUUGUUAAGGAGGAAAGAGAUAGUAAAUUGAUUCAACCUGAGUGCUUGGGUCAUCUUUCAAGCGUCAGCCCUGAAUCAAUUCAGAGUAAUUUGUCUGGUAGCAAAUCCAAUGUUGAUGACGGCACUGACCUAUGUGUUCUUGAAGAUAUCAGUCAUCCUGUUCGCAUAAACCAAUCUGUUGCAGUUGGAAAGGCCAAUGGCCCUACACAACAUUCUGCAUAUGGUAAUUCCGUUCAUUGUACUGGAAUUGGAAGCACAAGGCUUAGGGCUAACGAUGAGAGGUUCAUAUUUCGAGCUGCAUUACAGGAUAUUUCUCAGCCAAAGUCUGAAGCUAGUCCUCCAGAAGGAGUUUUGGUAGUUCCUCUUUUGAGACAUCAGCGAAUUGCUUUGUCAUGGAUGAUUCAGAAGGAGACUAGCAUGUACUGUUCAGGAGGAAUUCUUGCAGAUGAUCAGGGAUUAGGGAAGACAGUAUCAACAAUUGCUCUUAUACUUAAGGAACGACCUCCAUCUGUUAAAGUAGAUCCACAAUUAGUUAAGAAAGAAGUGUUUGAACCUUUAGAUUUGGAUGAGGAUGAUGAUGAGGUUACUGAGGUUUAUGGAAUGAAAAAGGAUGCUCAAAGUUUUCAACUCAUGUCAAAUCAAAGUUCAAAAAAGAGCAUGAAUUCUUAUGGGCAAUCUACGGGAAGGCCUUCAGCAGGAACUCUUGUUGUUUGUCCCACAAGUGUCUUACGGCAAUGGGCUGAGGAGUUGGAUAAGAAGGUUAACAGUAAAGCUAAUCUUUCUGUUCUGGUAUACCAUGGAAGCAAUCGAACAAAGGAUCCUUGUGAACUUGCGAAGUAUGAUGUUGUUCUAACUACAUAUUCAAUUGUUAGCAUGGAGGUGCCAAAGCAACCUCUUGUUGAUGAAGAUGAUGAUGAGAUAGGAAAAGGUGAAGGUGAUGAUGGAGCAUCCUUGGGGCUCUCAUUUGGUAAGAAAAGAAAAUAUCCUCCCAGUUCUGGCAAAAAGGGGUCUAGGAAUAAGAAAGGAAUGGAUGCUGCAUUACUUGAGUCUGUUGCUCGACCUCUUGCAAAGGUGGCAUGGUUUAGGGUUGUCCUGGAUGAGGCUCAGAGCAUCAAGAAUCAUAGAACUCAAGUAGCUAGGGCCUGUUGGGGCCUUCGUGCAAAGCGCAGGUGGUGCCUAUCUGGAACUCCUAUCCAAAAUGCAAUAGAUGAUCUUUAUAGCUACUUCAGGUUCCUCAGGUAUGAUCCUUAUGAUGUCUACACAUUGUUCUGCUCCACAAUAAAGAUUCCAAUUCAAAAGAAUCCAACAAAAGGGUACAAAAAGCUGCAAGCAGUGCUGAAGGCAAUAAUGCUUCGUCGCACCAAAGGGACAAAUAUUGAUGGCAAACCGAUCAUUACCCUGCCGCCCAAAGUAGUAGAACUGAAAAAAGUAGAUUUUACUGAUGAAGAGCGUGACUUCUACACAAGGCUAGAGAUUGAUUCACGUGCUCAGUUCAAAGAAUAUGCAGCUGCUGGAACAGUCAAACAAAAUUACGUCAACAUUUUGUUGAUGCUGUUGCGUCUUCGUCAAGCUUGUGAUCAUCCUCUUCUUAUUAGGGGUUUAGAUUCAAUUUCUUUUGGAAAAUCCUCAAUUGAGAUGGCAAAGAAGCUCCCCAGGGAGAAACAGAUGUGCCUUUGGAAUUGCCUAGAAGCAUCUUUGGCAAUCUGUGGCAUCUGCAAUGAUCCACCGGAAGAUGCUGUUGUUUCAAUCUGUGGUCAUGUGUUCUGUAACCAAUGCAUAUGUGAACAUCUCACUGGUGAUGACAACCAAUGCCCUGCGUCAAAAUGCAAUGUUCGACUAAAUAAAUCUUCAGUGUUUUCCAAAUCCACAUUAAACAGUUCUCUCUCUGACCAGCCUGCUCAAGAUGGUUCUGGCUUUGAACUUGGUCGGGCAACAAACCCUUAUUCUGAGGGUUGUCCGCAUGAUUCCUCAAAAAUUAGGGCUGCGCUUGAAGUCUUGCUGUCACUGACCAAACCAGGGGAUUGUGCAUCUACAAAUGGUUCUUUGGAGAACUCUUUUGAUGGAAAUGCCGGCUGUCAUGAGAACUUGUGUAGUUCUGGAAAUUCAGUUAAUGAUAAUACUGAUAAGAGAAAUUUACUUCUGGAUGAAAAUGUUAAUGGUUCAGUUAAAGUAGUUGGUGAGAAAGCCUUAGUAUUUUCCCAGUGGACAAGGAUGUUGGAUUUGCUUGAAACUUGUCUUAAAAAUUGUUCAAUUCAGUACAGAAGACUUGAUGGAACAAUGUCAGUUGUUGCCAGAGAUAGAGCUGUGAAGGAUUUCAAUACACUUCCAGAGGUGUCAGUUAUGAUUAUGUCUUUGAAAGCUGCUAGUCUGGGAUUGAACAUGGUUGCAGCUUGUCGUGUGCUGCUUCUGGACCUCUGGUGGAAUCCUACUACUGAAGAUCAGGCAAUCGAUAGGGCACAUCGCAUAGGACAGACUCGUCCUGUUACUGUUUUGCGUUUAACUGUGAAAGAUACUGUUGAAGAUCGAAUUUUAGCCCUACAGCAAAAAAAGAGGGAGAUGGUUUCAUCUGCAUUUGGAGAGGAUGAAAAUGGUGGUCGUCAGACUCGUUUGACAGUGGAGGACUUGAAUUACCUUUUUAUGGCGUGAAGAUGGAGUUUACAGCAGUCAUCCAUUUGCUAACGCAGAUAUCAUAUAUGGUAUCCCAGCAGCAGGCUCCAAGAUUCUUAGCAGUUGCUGCUGUGGCUUUAUAACGGAAUUGGGACUGUAGUCUGACUCGUUUCAGCAUUGAUACCUCAGGGAAGUAGUUUUUUGCUGACAAGAAAAUACAUGCAUAGAUGUCCAGGAAGAUCCAUUUUUCUUUUUUAUAAAUUUUUUGGUGGGCCAUCUCCCAUUACAUUGAUAGGAUCUGGAGUUCAAAGAGUCUUACAGUUAUUAAAGAUACUGAGUUUGAUAGGUAUAUAUGUAAUUU